AGGAGCCUUCAGCACUCCCGUUUCAGGUCUCCGUGGACGGACGGGUGAAGUUUGUUCCCUUUUGACGUUGACGCUGUGGAUUGUACGUAUUUCAUGCCUUGUCCUUGUCCUUGUCCUUGUUGCUUUCAGCCUGCCUGCCUGCCUGCCUGCCCCUGUUUACUUGCAUGUCAGACAAGGAUGCCCGCGUCGUGGAGGUUACCUAGUCCUGUGAAUGAUUCCUUCGUGCUAAUUGACGGCCUGUGUCUACAGACAUGUACUUCCCUUGAGUGGUCGAACUGAAACUGAACUGAACUGAGGAUCGGAACAGCGGAGGACUGUAUAUUCACAAGCAAGCAAGCAAUCAAGUUGUGCCUUGAUCGAUCCUUAUAAACGCAAUGGCUACUGAAGAUGAUAACUUCGAUAUUGACAUCUAUGGCGAUGGGGGUGGCUACAACGCCAAUGACCAGGGCGACUACAAGCCCGAGGACGAGACCAAGCAGGAGGACACAGACCUUAUCCUAGACGCUCCGGACUCGACGAGCCCCAACCAGGGCGACGGCUCCUCCGACGGCACGUUGAAGCCCGACAGCGAGGCGGCCGGCCCCCAUAGUGAACAUGUAACACAGCCCGACGCCGCCAGCCAGCCCCCGGCCAAGGAGACCCCGGCGCCCCAGCAGGCCCAGCAGGGGGUGAAACGCAAGGAGCUCGACGACCGCCCGACAGACCCGGAUGCCACGCCGGCGCUGCUGAUAUCCGACCUGUACUGGUGGACCACGGACGACGACAUCCGCGGCUGGAUCCGCCAGGCCGACGCGGAAGACGAACUGAAGGAUGUAACAUUCAGCGAACACAAGGUGAAUGGUAAAAGCAAGGGGCAAGCGUUUCUCGAAUUCACCACCCUCCAGGCCGCAUCGGCAGCCAAGCACCAGAUCGAGUCGUUCGGCGCGGGUGGCCAGCGCAAGCACAUGGUCACGUACACCAGCCCGCAACCGAACCCGUUCCGCACACUGCCCAAGGACGCGCCGAUGCGCAAAGACAACCAAUCGCGGUCGAUGUCCGGCGGCUACAAUGCGUCCAACAACAUGAACUUCGGCAUGAACAACAUGGGUGGCGGCGGCGGCGGGGGGUUCCGGGGCGGACGCGGCGGGUUCAACAACCGCGGCGGCGGCGGUGGCGGCGGCGGCAUGUCCGGGAACAUGGGCAACUUCGGCGGCAACCGCAACUUCCAGAACCCGAUGGGCGGAUUCCCCAGCAAUCCGAUGGUCGGGGGGUUCCAGGGCAAUCCGAUGGGCAUGCAGAACUACGGCUUCAACAACCGCGGGAACAUGAUGGGCGGGGGGAUGCGCGGUGGACCCGGGGGCAUGCGUGGGCGCGGCGGCGGUAUGCCGGCCAUGAACCCGAUGGGCGCGAUGGGGAUGAAUCCGAUGGGUGGCAUGGGGAUGAACCCGAUGUCUGGCGGGAUGAACCCGAUGAUGGGACAGAUGGCCGGCAACAUGGGGAUGCAGGGUCAAGGAUUCCAGGGCCCCAAUGCGGCGUUCAACCAGGGCUUCUUCCCUCCCAACCAGGGCGUUGGUGAUGGGUCGUGGAACCCUCACGGCGCGAAGCGCAGUCGGCAGGAGUAGAUCUCUCUGCUGGCCACUUCAUCCUUCACUCUUUCUCAUUCCCUCUUCCUCCUCCUCUCCCUCCUCCCUC
Messenger RNA from Aspergillus heteromorphus CBS 117.55, 1671 nucleotides. RefSeq lists its product as uncharacterized. Gene Ontology annotation, molecular function: mRNA binding. Gene Ontology annotation, biological process: mRNA alternative polyadenylation. Bases 375 to 1601 code for a protein of 408 amino acids. The transcript has 3 exons. The record is from RefSeq and is a predicted model, not a curated record. Lineage: Eukaryota; Fungi; Ascomycota; Eurotiomycetes; Eurotiales; Aspergillaceae. Gene Ontology annotation, cellular component: mRNA cleavage and polyadenylation specificity factor complex.